Messenger RNA from Penicillium samsonianum, 1242 nucleotides. Its product is annotated as putative PP-loop ATPase superfamily protein. Gene Ontology annotation, molecular function: tRNA binding. Gene Ontology annotation, cellular component: cytosolic tRNA wobble base thiouridylase complex; mitochondrion. NCBI's taxonomy places the organism in Eukaryota, Fungi, Ascomycota, Eurotiomycetes, Eurotiales, Aspergillaceae. The record is from RefSeq and is a predicted model, not a curated record. The transcript has a single exon. Gene Ontology annotation, biological process: tRNA wobble position uridine thiolation. Bases 1 to 1242 code for a protein of 413 amino acids.
AUGGCACCGACGGCGUGUUUCAACUGCAAAGAGGCGCGAGCCGUCAUUAUCCGGCCUAAGAAUAGGCACAAACUAUGCCGUGCUUGUUUCAUCAAUAUUUUCGAGACCGAAGUACACGAAACCAUCAUUGGCGCGAACCUCUUCUUCCCCGGCGAGCGAGUAGCGAUCGGAGCCAGCGGUGGAAAAGACAGCACAGUACUAGCAGCCGUACUUAAAACCCUCAACGAGCGAUAUAACUACGGACUGGACCUAUGUCUACUGUCAAUCGACGAGGGCAUCCGCGGCUAUCGCGAUGACAGUCUCGAGACCGUGAAGCGCAACGCCGUGCAAUACGAGAUGCCGCUUGAUAUCCUUGGAUACAGCGAGCUAUACGGCUGGACGAUGGAUCAGGUGGUGGAACAAGUGGGCAAGAAGGGUAACUGCACGUACUGCGGUGUGUUCCGUCGGCAGGCGCUCGACCGAGGCGCCGCCCGCUUGGACAUCAAGCACGUUGUCACGGGCCACAAUGCGGACGAUGUUGCGGAGACUGUUAUGAUGAAUCUCCUGCGUGGUGAUCUGCCCCGUCUGUCGCGCGGUACUAGCAUCGUCACUAGCUCCGAUGCUUCGGACAUCAAGCGCAGCAAGCCUCUCAAGUACGCUUACGAAAAGGAGAUCGUUCUCUACGCCCACCACCGUCAGCUCGACUAUUUCACUACUGAAUGUAUCUACUCGCCUGAGGCAUUCCGCGGUAGUGCGCGUACCCUGAUCAAAGAUCUUGAGAAGAUUCGUCCCAGUUCGAUCCUCGAUAUUGUCAAGAGUGGCGAGGACAUGGCCGCGCUUGUGCCGGUGGAAGUCCGGGGUGUUGGAAAAUCCAAGCAGUCCGGUGCGGAGGAGGAAUCGGCUGGUGGCUGUGGUAGUCAAAAUGGCCGAACCAGUGGAGGGGAGAUGGCUGCAAUGGAGAAGCAGCUCACUGAGAACGACGAGGCCGAGUCGCUCGAGACCGAAAUCAAGCUUCCUAACGGCUCACGCGUGAAGGCGAAUCGCGGCCCGACCGGUAAAGCGGUCAAGGCGCAGACUAUCAAACACUGCGAACGCUGUAACUACAUUUCCAGCCAGCGGAUUUGUAAAGCGUGCACGCUGCUCGACGGUCUCAACCGCAACCGACCCAAGACUGCGAUCGAAGUUGGUGUUAGCAUGGAAGACGAAGAAAGCAGUUCAACUUUGAUGAGACAAAUGGAGCGCGCCCAGCUCAGUGCUACCUGA